Danio rerio (zebrafish) is the source of this 954-nucleotide messenger RNA. It is a transcript of the gene cfap299, whose product is annotated as cilia and flagella associated protein 299. The record is from RefSeq and is marked provisional. Gene Ontology annotation, cellular component: cytoplasm; nucleus. Lineage: Eukaryota; Metazoa; Chordata; Actinopteri; Cypriniformes; Danionidae.
GGGAACAACUCAACGUAAACAGGAUGGAUAACGGCAAAGGCGUCUUUUCGGGUGAAAAAAUGGAUGAGUUUCGCACCUAUGAGGACUUUUUAGAUUCCCAGAUUAAACCUGUGGAUCUGUUUUACCUUGAGGAUCAGGAACUGGCCCGCCAGCUGGUGGAGCUGGGCCUCAAGGAUAGCAGUUUGGAGAGGGAGGAAUUUGAGACAAGAAAAGCAGCUGCCGAGGCCUCCAGGCUUGCUUCAGGAAGCCAACAGAAGAAGCUGGCAAGUACAGGAAAGGAACUCAAAGAUAACUUCCUGAGAGCCCUGGCAGAGCGGGAGGAGGCAAACCGCAGUGGGGAAAUGAAUUCCAUCAUUUUCAUAAGGGACCAAAAUGCUCGUGGACAGGAAAUAUCUGCGUAUAUAGACUACUCCCACCGACUAAAAUCUGAAGACUUUGAGCCAUAUUUCAGCGGAAAGAAAAGGCUUUUGCCAAAAACAUCUGACUUAAGCUUCUACAACUGGAGGACGCAGAAGUCCAAACACAAUAACAGCUCAAACUAUGAGGUAAUCACGGAGAAUCCAAGCGGUCUGCUCUUCAAGUGCAAGAACGACAGGAAAAUCUUGAAUGUUGACCCAGAGAAAUUACCUGGCGAUAGCUCCACUCGAACUCCUGUCCAAUCUGACCUAUAUGUGCAUGUUGUCAUUUAUGAUCACGUCAUCAGAAAACCCACCACCAGAUCCUGUACGCCACUCUCCAAUUAAAUGUAUUAAAACACACAGAGUCUCUAAUUUCGUCUAUAUAAAAACAGUGUUAAUCUUACAUUAUUGACUUCCUUUUGUGCACAACAUCUGGAUGCGUAGAGUAGCACAUAUGUGCGUUUUGAUCUAUGGUUUUCAUUUUCUAUACUAAUUCAGACUUCACUGUAAAACUAUUUUGAGUUGUUUAACAAGAUUUAAAUACAUUUAUGAAUAC